This is a messenger RNA of Acromyrmex echinatior (Panamanian leafcutter ant), 2366 nucleotides long. RefSeq names its product peptidyl-prolyl cis-trans isomerase FKBP8. Gene Ontology annotation, biological process: protein folding; negative regulation of apoptotic process. Gene Ontology annotation, cellular component: cytosol; endomembrane system; mitochondrial envelope. Gene Ontology annotation, molecular function: protein binding; protein folding chaperone; peptidyl-prolyl cis-trans isomerase activity. The record is from RefSeq and is a predicted model, not a curated record. NCBI's taxonomy places the organism in Eukaryota, Metazoa, Arthropoda, Insecta, Hymenoptera, Formicidae.
UGAAUGUAUUGGCGGUAGUGUACGGGCAAUUUCGAUGACAGGAAAAAGCAGGAAAAAGGCCGACAUGGUCUCUACGAACUUUCCAUUAUUGUGUGAUUUAUGUGUCAGUAUAGUAUGCGUAUGUAUGCGUGUAGAAACCGAGCUAAUGAAAAAAAUCACAAUUUCACCCAUUCAUAUUUUCACCCAUUUCGGCCAUAUCUACUUCAAUCAGAUAACACUAUAAAUAAUUUUCUGUAAACAAAUUCUCGAUCCCUCGUACAAACGAAGUUUUUGGCCCAAUUGCGCUUAAGGUUAUUUCCAUUUUAAACGAGAUUUAAAACUUUAUCUCUCCCACUCUCUUGACUUUAAAGAGAGAAAGUGAAUUUUAAAUCACUUAAAGGGUACUUUCCAUUUAAUGAUACAAGUCGACACAAAUCGACACAAGCGUUGUAUUUUUCUUGGCAUUCACAGAGUGACAAAGAUAGAACGACACUUGCGUUGACUCGGUUGACUGUGUCAUCAAAUGGAAAAAACCCAAAGUAAUGUGAAAUCGGGCCUUAUAGAAAUAUUUACAUUAUCAUUUAUAACAUUAUAUUUGUAACAAUAUUUAUAACGUUUAUGUCUAUAUUCUUAAUGAUGUAAUAAAUCAUAAUUACACAAAACAUGUAAUUUAUAUUUUUAUCUUUCGGAGACCUUGGCUGAUUACUGAUUUAUUACAUGCACAUUUUAAUAAGUUUUUGUGAGUCUGAAUAGGACUUUACGUAACACGAUUUUUUUUACGUAUCUUCGAGACCUUCAAGUUAACGAUUCGACUAUCGACUCAGUAAUUAGUUUCCCGUUUACUUUCGAGCAAACAUACAUUGCACGUGAGUCUUAUUGUAUUGCCCGAUUGUCGUGGCAUCUUCCAACAGACUACAACAGUGAGCAGAAUUUAUACGAGAAGUUGUUUGUUCCCUAGCCUGUUUUUUCUAAAAAUGACCAUCACGCUUUACACUACUGAGAUGAAUGAAAAUAUGUCAUCAAAAGAAGAGGUGCUGACUGAUGUUUCUUGCGAGAUAUCUAAUAACGAUAACAAUGGUGAGGUAUUACCCCUUAAACCCUCUUCUUUAGAGGAUCAAUCUAAAGAAGAUCAACCUAAGAUGGAUCAGUCUAAGGUGAAUCAAUCUAAGGAAGAUCAACCUAAGGAAGACCAAUCUAAGGAUCAACCGAAGGAUGAUCAACCAAAGGAGGAUCAAUUGAAGGAGGAUGAACCUAAGGAAGAAUGGUUAGAUAUAAUUGGCAAUGGUCAGCUGAUGAAGAAAGUUAUAAAGAAAGGCACAAAAGACGUAAAGCCAAUACAAAAAGAUAUAUGUACAUUAAAGUUUACUGGUGUGCUUGAUGAUGGCACAGUGGUGGAAGAUCAAAAUAAUAUUUCGAUACAAUUAGGAGAUUUUGAAAUAGUACAGGGAUUAGACCUAACGAUUGUAUUGAUGGAAUUGGGUGAAAUUGCUGAAAUUAAAAUCGAUCCUAGAUUUGCUUAUGGCACACGUGGAGAAGGAUCUAUACCACCUAAUGCUACUAUUACAUACACAGUUGAAUUGAAAACAAUAGAGGAUAGUCCUGAUAUAGAAAGUCUAAGCGUCAAGGAAAGGAGAGAAUUAGGUAACAAGAAACGCCAACGUGGAAAUUGGUGGUUUGUUCGUAAGGAGCUUAAUUUUGCAAUACAAUGUUAUCGGAGAGCGUCAGAAUAUCUACAAAUAGACGGUAUGAAUUGGAAUGAAGAAAAUGAAGAAUCAGGUCCGAUUACUGAUAGUCAACUGCAGGGACUGUUGGAUGAUUGCAUAAAAGUGUAUAACAAUUUAGCAGCUGCAUUAAUUGAGAUAGGAUCUUAUAACACAGCUUUAGAAAAUGUUGAGAGAGUUCUGAAGUAUCAACCAAAAAAUUCAAAAGCUUUAUUUAGAAAAGGAAGGAUAUUAAAAGCCAAAGGGAAUUAUGGAAAGGCUUAUAUGGCUUUCCUUGAAGUGCAAAAGAUAGAUCCAGAUAUAAAAUCGUUACAAACAGAAUUAAUAACUUUAAAAGAAAUAAUUUUAAAACAGACUGAGAAAGAAAAGCAUCUGUAUGCUAAAAUGUUGGGUAUAAAUAAAGAGACUGAUAAGUCAUCAAAGAAUAUAAAAAUAGAAGAAAAAAGUAAACUCGCUAAAGGAAUUCUAUGGACUGCGAUUGGAGCAUCUGCCGCUGUUAUCGGUAUACUUGUACACAGAUUUGUUUCAUGAAGAAAAAAGAAAAAUGGAUAAAGACAAAGAAUUAAUGAGGUACAAGAUAAGUUGUAUUCUUUGUAUUUUUAAUUAACAGAAAUAUAUAAUUAAAUAUAUUAAGUUUUUUAAUUACAUAUCAAGUUAUAUAUUUCU